Tigriopus californicus is the source of this 1722-nucleotide messenger RNA. RefSeq names its product N-acetyllactosaminide beta-1,6-N-acetylglucosaminyl-transferase-like. NCBI's taxonomy places the organism in Eukaryota, Metazoa, Arthropoda, Copepoda, Harpacticoida, Harpacticidae. Bases 80 to 1546 code for a protein of 488 amino acids. The transcript is spliced from 3 exons. The record is from RefSeq and is a predicted model, not a curated record. Gene Ontology annotation, cellular component: membrane. Gene Ontology annotation, molecular function: glycosyltransferase activity.
UCUCUCUCUCUCUCUUCAAUUCACCAAGGUGGUAUUGUAAGUAUAGAGCAGUGGUUUAUCCGUCAUUACAUUCCACGACAUGUUUCGCAAAAAACAGCGAAAAGCAUGUCUUAAUUUGAUCAUCCAUGGUCAUCUGCCCAUUCUGACGUGGAUCGGCUUUGGUUGUGCAGUCUUUUUCAUCCGACUCAUCAACAACAAUAGCCUUCAUCAUUCAAACUCCGUGGAACCCGAAUGGAGAGUUCCUUCGGCUCCUGAAGAAGAGAAGCAUAUGGUCAUGGUGACCUUGAAUCAAACUGUCCAGUCUUCAAACUUCUUGACUAUUGAUGAACUGAGUCAAAGUAUCGACUGCAGUGAAGAAUCAUCUUAUUCGAGUGAGGAGGUGAAGCAACGAACCGCCCAGUUCCUGUCACCUUCACAAAUCUUAGCUCGAACUUCAGAUUGUGACAAUUACUUUACCAUCAUCAAAACAUUCGGUUUAGCCCCAUUUUUGGAAUCUGAGAUGGAGUACCCUUUGGCGUUUUCACAUGGAGUUCACACUCAGCCUGGAUUAUUGGAACUGUUCCUAUCGUUGACCUUCAGACCCAUGGACUCCCAUUGCAUUCACAUUGAUGCCAAAGCGUCGGAUGAGGUCCAAUCUGCGAUUUUGGGUAUCGUCAAAUGUUAUAACUACCGAUUCAAAAAGGCCAAUGUGUUUGUGGCCAAACACUCGAUCCCCGUUUUUUGGGGCCACCACUCGGUGCUUGACAUUGAUCUUAUGUGUAUGCGACAACUUCGAGAAGCACCUCGAUCUCAGCAGAAAUGGCGAGCUAUCCUCAAUCCAGCGGGCACAGAGUUGCCGCUUAAGUCUAUAAAUACGAUUCGUCAAAUCAUAUUCUCCAAAAGAGAAAACAUCAUUCCUAUUCAUCACUCCAUUAAUGCUAAUCGUCAAGCCACAAGAUUUAAGCUGACCAGAUAUGGGCCAGGGCAAUAUCACUUGUGGAAUGAAAGAGUUGAAAGUUGUCCCAAAGGUCCCCCACCCUUUAACAUCACGGUUCUCAAGGGCAGUAAAAAUGUGAUUCUUACUCGGGAAUUUGUUGAUUUCGUCCUGGAAGAUCCUAUUGCCAUUGAGUUGUACAACUGGCUGAAGGAUACGAGUGUUCCCGACGAGCAUUUCUAUUCCACUCUGGCCACGUUAGAAAUUGAAUACAUCGCUGCCACAUCAGCUCGAAGUGUCUCUCAGAACAUGAACAUGUUACAAAGUAAUGAAGAAGCUCGCCAACCCAAAGGAAUAUGUUUCCGGGAGAGUUUGUGGGGACAUUCCGGUUGCAAAGGGAAAAACAUCCACAGCAUAUGUAACUUUGCCAUGGGAGAUUUAGAAGAACUCAAGAAGUCGAUCUGCUUCACCGGCAACAAAUUCAAUCUGGAGGUGGACCCCGUGGCUCCUAUUUGUAUUUACAAAGAUGUUCGACACAAAACCAAACUCGAUCGAUGGCGAGAAUGGAAAGAGAAUGAGCUCGAUAAACGAAAUGGCGUCCCAGAAGAACCAGAACCGGAAGAAAAUGCAUGAGCAUACGUACCAUUAUUUACCUGGCCAGAAGGACACGAACCAAUGAGCGCCUUCAUUUACUGCAUGGAAUAUUUAUUUUUUUUCUAUGAAAUUAACACCCUUCGCGAAAUAAAUAAAACAGCACAACGGACAACUUCAAAGCAAGGCAAUGUUUCCAUUUAGGAGCUAUUGCUUCA